Oryza brachyantha (malo sina) is the source of this 1255-nucleotide messenger RNA. Its product is annotated as proline-, glutamic acid- and leucine-rich protein 1. Lineage: Eukaryota; Viridiplantae; Streptophyta; Magnoliopsida; Poales; Poaceae. Bases 1 to 801 code for a protein of 266 amino acids. The record is from RefSeq and is a predicted model, not a curated record. The transcript is spliced from 2 exons.
AUGGAGCCCGAGCCCCACCACGGCGGCGACGCCUCCCUCGUUCCCCCCGCUCCAAACCCUAGCCGCCACCAGCCCGUCCUCCGGCCGGGCAAGUCCACGGCCUUCAAGCGGGAGGAGCGCCGUAAGCGCAAGGAGCGCAAGAGGCAGGAGCGCCUCGCCCUCGAGCUCGAGCAGUGGGAGCCCCUCAGCGCCCCUCCCCGCUCCGCCGCCGCCUCUCCCCCCUCCCGCGCGCUACCCGACACGCCGUGGCCAUGCGACUCGCCUCCGGACCGCGAGCCCUCCGCGGGCUGGGGCUGUGGCUGGGGCCCGCCCACGGAACCGCCGCAGCCGCCAGUGCCGGCGGUUGUGUCCACGCAGGCCUCCGCCGUGGUAGCUUGCCGCGCCUUCUUCGGGGAGCACGUCGACCGCGACGAGGAGGAGGAGGAGGAGGAAGAGGAAGGCAAUGUGGCCCGGUUCUUCCAGGAGCUACUGGAGAAGGACGCGGGCCUGAGGGGUUUCUACGAGGCGGAGCGGGAGCAGGGCCGGUUCCUGUGCCUCGUGUGCGAGGGGACCGGCGCCAGGGCGGGCAAGAGGUUCGCGGGCUGCGCGGCGCUCGUGCAGCACGCCGGAUCGGUCGCCCGGGCCGGGAGGAGGCUGGCGCACCGAGCGUUCGCGGACGCCGUCGGCCGGUUGCUGGGCUGGAGCGCCGGCCGGACCACGGCUUGGCCGGCAGAUUCUGGCAAUGCUGGCUUAUGCGAUGAAGCGGAUCACUUGGAGGAUGCUCCGCAAAGCGCAGAAAUGGAGAUUUGUCCCGACCAGUGAUCAAGGGUUUGCAUCUCCUGUUUAAAAUUAAUCAAUAAAACUAAAUUAUGGGAAUUAGGUCAAAAAUCAUAUCUCCAAAACAAUUCCAUUCCUAACUCCAUUUCUAGUAUUCAUGCACGUUUAAAAUUAGCUCUUUUUAAUUUAGGGAAAACAUACGUUCCCAGUAAAAAUUAUUCAGUUUCGGCUUCCUUUGAUGAAGGAUGUAAUUUUUAGACCCAAUUUUUUUUAGUGGACCUAAUACAUGGAUUUUGGGAGUAAAGUAUCAUGAACCCCCCUCAGAUAGCCCACAGCCUUUCCUCUCGAUGCGAAAGAAGAUUCGAUCAACUGUAGAGAAAGCCUCAGUCCUAGUGGCGGAGCCACCUCCGGGCAAGUCGGGCGAUCGCCCGGGCUGCAGCACUGAUGUUUCCAAUUGUAUUUAGGGCACGCUUGGAUCCAUUUGGAAUAUUAAAUGGCA